AUUCAGUUGUCAACCUUUAUUUGGUCCCAGUGUUGGCCCAAGUGCCACUAGUUCCGGACUUGCUGCCUAUCGUUGUGUUUGCCCUGCCGGUGUAUCUGGAUUGCAUUGUGAACUGAUUCAUGACAGUUCUGAAACAGAGUCUGCCGCCUCGUCCUCAUCCGUAGACAAUCGUUUCACCCAAUCACCCGGGCUUGGAUGCCAUGCCGCACAGCUUGUUCUGCAACAGAUACAACCUGCUCGGCGACGUUCUCAUCAUUCAUCUGGUUGGAAUCGGGCUGGAUCCCAUCCUAGUUCGAGUGCGUCAUCGAGUGGAUCAACCAAAGCACCUCUGAAUGUGUGCCUCCACGGUGGUCAGUGCGUUGAAUCCCCUAGUGGUCCUGCAUGCGUUUGUCGUGUCGGGUGGCAGGGUGGACGUUGUGAACAGGAUAUUGACGAGUGUGCAUUAGCCGAAGCCCUGUUCGCGCGACGUCGUUCGCGUGGCUCGGGUCACAGUACAGUGCUCCUAAACGGGGGUUCCAGUUCAUCUUCCUCCUCCUCAUCCGACCUUAAAUGGAUCGAUUCGACUGCCGGUGGUUUGUGCAGUCCGUACGAGAUUGGACGUGGAGUGUGUGUGAAUACUCCGGGCUCUUAUCGUUGCAAUUGUUCACUCGGUUUCGGUGGUCGACACUGUCAGACGAAGGUGAGUGAUGUCUGUGUAUUCGCGUGUGGUUCUGUGAGCGAACAACUUUUUCUACGUACCCCCUUUGUGUUCCACUCACUUUCGGUGAAUCUCGUGUGUGAUGUACGGUAG
Messenger RNA from Echinostoma caproni, 790 nucleotides. Lineage: Eukaryota; Metazoa; Platyhelminthes; Trematoda; Plagiorchiida; Echinostomatidae. The record is from the annotation of a GenBank genome assembly.